Knipowitschia caucasica is the source of this 609-nucleotide messenger RNA. Lineage: Eukaryota; Metazoa; Chordata; Actinopteri; Gobiiformes; Gobiidae. The record is from the annotation of a GenBank genome assembly.
AUGGGAGCUGUUACUGAUGAUGAAGUGAUUCGGAAGCGGCUUCUUAUUGACGGGGACGGAGCAGGAGAUGACCGACGGAUUAACGUGCUCUUGAAAGGAUUCGUCAAAUGGUGCAACACUCCCAGCAGCCCAGAGGAAGGAUUCACACAUUACCAGAGGAUGCUGGGAACUUUGGCCCAGUGUGAGUUUUCAAUGGGGAAGACCUUGAUGGUGUAUGACAUGAAUCUUCGAGAAAUGGAAAACUAUGAGACAAUUUACACGAACAUAGAACAAAACAUCACAUCUGCACACGAGAAAAUAGCUGAAUGCAAAAAGGAAAUUCAAAGGGCUAAAAGAAUACGAAAAAAUCGCCAAGAAUACGAUGCUCUCGCCAAAGUGAUACAACAGCAUCCGGACAGACACGAAACCCUGAAACAGUUGGAAGCAUUGGACAAAGAGCUUCAACAUCUGUCUCACAUUAAGGAAAAUGUAGAUGCAAAGUUGGAGCUGAGGAAGAAGCAGUUCCACGUCCUCCUCAGCACCAUUCAGGAGCUUCAGCAGACGCUCGAGGAUGACGAGAAGUCGGACGAUGAUAAUGACCAAGGAAGCCCUGGCACUAGUGGAGAGUGA